Chelonus insularis is the source of this 1865-nucleotide messenger RNA. RefSeq names its product CTD small phosphatase-like protein 2. The coding region runs from base 159 to 1784 and encodes 541 amino acids. The record is from RefSeq and is a predicted model, not a curated record. The transcript is spliced from 3 exons. Lineage: Eukaryota; Metazoa; Arthropoda; Insecta; Hymenoptera; Braconidae. Gene Ontology annotation, molecular function: phosphoprotein phosphatase activity.
AACGGCCAUAUUUGUUUAGUUUACGGAGGGGAUGAAAAGUGUAAGCGUUCAUCUCGUAUUCAUGUCAACAAAUUGAUAAUAAUCGUGGGUAGUAACAAUUGAAUUGUUAGAAAUAUAUUCUGAAAGAAAAGACGAAAUGAUUGAUUAACAGUCUUGAGAUGUGGUUAAGAAGUGAGCAUGUGGGGAGACGGCUUCGUGGCCGUUUAAAUUCUUCAGCAACAGCUGGAAAAGUAUCAGGGCGAGUUCAAGGUGGAGUACGAAAAGUAUCAACAAUAAAUAAUGGUAGCCAAAGGGUUAAUACUUCAACCAGAUGUGGAAAUCUAAAGCGUUGGCGUCGUAGAUCUCCUAGUCUAUUGAAAGAGGCCUGCAAAGAAAACGUCUUAAAUUAUAAAAAAACACCCGGAAUAAGACGAGAAAGACUUCCAAGACGUAGGAAAUGUAUUAAGAGGUCAAUGGUUACAUCUACUCCAAUACGACGAUGUGUUUCGAAUGGAGACAACAGUGUUAAACCUCCAAAAAUUAAUGAAACUAAAGAGAAUUGGAAUUUACCAUCAUAUUCAUCUAAUGUCCAAGUUGAUUCGUCUCCAAAAAAGGAGGAAGAUCCAAAUUCAUUACCAAAUAUUCGACUUUUGAGUGAUUUACUACCAGCAGCUAUUGAUGAAUCACCAGAUUUAUCAUGUUUAUUGCGAGAAGAAACGAAUGUAAGUGAAAAUAACGCAGAAGACGUUUCGUCAGGGUCAGUUUUAUCAGUCGUCGAUAUUCUUUCAUUACAUUAUUCAGCAAUUUGUUCAAAUACUGAACAUUCAAAUGAUUAUUACGAUACAAUCAUGCAAACUACGUCAAAUUUAAAUAAUCGUACUAAUUAUCAAACGGAUAAGUACUAUCAAAAUUCUAAUCAAAAGUAUUCUUAUGAUGAUUAUAAUAAACAAAAUGUUGAAGAUUAUGAUUAUUCUAACGUAAAAUAUAAUUCUAAUGUUUAUUCAAAUGUUGAUACGAGAAAUUCUGAUAAUAAUGGUAAUUUAGAAAUUUCCAAAUAUGAUCAGUACAAUCAGGAUGUUAAAUAUAUGGAUGUUGGUAAUGAAGAAAUUGUUGAUAGUUGUGAUAUGGAUAAUAUUGUAACUCAAGCGCAAGAUGAUUGGUUGCCAUUUGAUCCUUACGUUUUUAUUAAACAUUUACCACCAUUAACACCGGCAAUGCGUGCUCGAUGUCCAGCACUUCCGUUAAAAACACGAAGUAGUCCAGAAUUUUCACUUGUUCUUGAUUUAGAUGAAACUCUUGUUCAUUGUAGUCUUCAAGAAUUAUCCGAUGCGGCUUUUCGAUUUCCUGUAGUAUUUCAGGAUGUAACGUAUACGGUUUUUGUAAGAACUCGUCCAUUUUUUCGUGAAUUUUUGGAACACGUUUCUAACAUGUAUGAAGUUAUAUUAUUUACUGCUAGCAAGAGAGUAUACGCAAAUAAAUUGAUGAAUUUAUUAGAUCCUACAAGAAAAUUAAUCAAAUAUAGGCUGUUUCGUGAACAUUGUGUUUGUGUAAAUGGUAAUUACAUUAAAGAUUUGUCAAUUCUAGGACGUGAUUUAUCAAAAACCGUUAUUAUUGAUAAUAGUCCACAAGCAUUCGGUUAUCAAUUAGAAAAUGGAAUACCAAUUGAAAGCUGGUUUGAUGAUAGAGCUGAUAACGAGCUAAUGAAAUUAUUGCCAUUUUUGGAAAAUUUAGUACAUUGGGGUGGUGAUGUUAGACCACAUAUAAGAGAACAAUUUCGAUUAUUUAGUUUUCUACCCCCUGAUUAAUGAGAUUUAUAUUAAAUAUUUUGCUUUAAUAUUUUUUUAAUUAAAAAAAAAUUGACAAAAAAAAUUUAUAAGAUUAAAAAA